Aricia agestis (brown argus) is the source of this 1804-nucleotide messenger RNA. RefSeq lists its product as uncharacterized. The coding region runs from base 81 to 1766 and encodes 561 amino acids. The transcript has a single exon. Lineage: Eukaryota; Metazoa; Arthropoda; Insecta; Lepidoptera; Lycaenidae. The record is from RefSeq and is a predicted model, not a curated record.
AUAUAUAGGUACUAGUAAUUGCUAGUAAUCUGUGAAUUUGUAAAUCGCGACCGUUCAUCAAAAAUUACAUCGAACUGAUUAUGUCCUGCUUGAAGAAAGAAAGGAAACCCAUAGUUCCUUUGAAAACCCUUGAUGUAAUUUUCCGACGUCGGUAUGUUAAAAACACCCAAUUUUAUUUUACCAACAGAAAGCAAUGCUUGGCUUCUAAAACGGAAAACCUCGAUGGCAAGACUUUACUGCCGUAUCGUGCUCCAAAGUCGGAUAAACUGUUAUCCUAUAUCAGAUAUAGUGACCGAGAGAAACGCUGUAGGACUAGACGCGAAUUAUCUCAACCAUUGCACUUCAAAAGUGACAAAAACGCGACCGAAGUAGAUAUUUCACGCAGGCUUUUUAUGGAGGGGCCUCCAGAUGACGUAAAAACUGUUGUGGCAAUACAUCCUGAGUUUUAUACCUGUAUUGAAGGGAGGCCUCUGAGAAUGUUUGACGACAUCAAAGUGUAUAUCAAUAAUAUACGAAAUUAUGCUAUGAGCAGGCAACAAUUAGGGUACCGACGGGACUUAAUGAUGAAGAUUGAAAAGAAUAUUUUAGAGGAAUCUGAAGAGUAUGAUAAAAUAUCGAACAAUCUCAGGAAUUACGCACAUUAUUUUCAAGAAUUUCUGAUAGAGGAUUAUAAUGAAGCAUGCGCAUUAGAAUCAAAAGCGGAUCGCAUUUAUGCAGAGUUGCUCGCGAAACAAACUGAGCUUUUAAAAUAUUCUUCAUAUUUGAUCAAUAUCAAUAACGAAAUAUAUAAGUUAGACUCUACAGCUAAUAUUUUAAAGUCUUACCGAAAAUUUUUAAUGUUAGUGGCCCCUCUUACCUGGCGUCAAAAGCAUGAUGAAUCUUUUCGAGAUAAUAUACCAGAGGAUGAUUUACUCUCAGAAAAUAAUUUACUGUCAGAGGCAAGGGAUAUUGACAGGAUCGUAGAAGAAGUAAAGAUGGAACUACUUAAUCCUCGUUCCGUGCACAUGUACUUCAAACACUCAGAGGAACUUAUGGACCUAUUUAGAGCUAUGCAAAUACAAAGCAGAGAUUAUUUAAUUCAACGUUCAAAAAGUCAGGAAACUUACUAUCGCCUCCUACGACGAAUCAAUCAACUAAAAGCGAUGGCAACAGAUAACCUUGAAUAUUUUAACUAUUACAUAGAAAAAUUUCAGAAAGAGUUGGAUAGAGAAGAAUACAAUCAAAAACAUGUGAAAGAAAAGUUUUACAGGAUAUUAAACAAUAAUUUUUUCGAAGACAUUGCUAGUCUUACUUCGUUAGGACUGCAAAUAUGUGUAGAGUUUGUUUAUGAACAAGUAAUAGGAAAAUAUGAGGAAGGUCAAAGCCUGAAAGAUGUUAUGACUGUGCUGGAAAAUAUGUACCAAGAUUACAAUUUGCGUUUAGACACACUUGAUUUCAACACAGUAAAUAAAGCACGUAACGAUAUUUUCGCGCAAGAUUUAAAAACAAUGAAAAAUGCGUAUAACGCAGAACGUGAGCUUAAAGCUUUCCGAGAGAUGACUAAAGCUCUUAAUCAAGCCUUUGCACCACCAAAAGAAUACAAUAAACCUAAAAUGUCGGUACAAUUAAGUAGAAAAGGCAAUUCAAACAUAACAAAUAAAACCGAUGCCGCUAAUGACAGAACAUUAAGAUACAAUCAGCUCAGCUUAAAGAAAAGGAACUUUUUGCUUUACUUUACAGAAUGGUGUGACGAUACAGACCCUUGGCCUUUCUUGGAACAAUUAUAAAAUAUAGGGAAUUGAAAAAACUUAGCACGUUACAUAAA